AUGGUAUCCAUACUCCUACCUCUCUACAUCUAUCCCACAGCAGGGUCAUGGGAGCCCCUGCUGUCCGUGGCGCAAAGCCACCCCGGCAUCUCCUUCACCGUCGUCGUCAACCCCAACAACGGACCCGGUACCACGCCUCUACCGGACGACAACUACGUCGAGGCCCUCGCGAGCUUCAAGUCCCUUCCCAACGUACACCUGAUAGGCUACGUCUGCUGCUACUACGGCGACCGCGACACCGACCUCAUCGAGGACGACAUCUACAUCUACAGCCAAUGGGAGUCCGAGCUCGCCACCCUCGGCCAGACCGGCGUGUCCGUCGACGGCAUCUUCUUCGACGAGGUGCCCGCCGAGGUCGAGUACGGCGGCUCCACCGUCAUCUUCAACCCGGGCGUCAUCGUCGACGAGGCCUUUUACAGCCAAGCCGACCUCGUCGUCGCCUUUGAGGACACAGAGCUCAACCUCGACGAUUUUCUCGAGGCCUCGGAUGAUCUGUCGGCCCAGAACCGCGCCAAGUCCGCGGCUAUUGUCCACACGUACCAGGGCACGGCGGAGGGUUUGGCCGACCUGGUCGACGAGAUACGGGAGGCUGGGCUGGGCGGCGUGUUCGUCACGGACCAGACGGGCGGGGUGUAUAAUGAGUGGCCGGACUGGUGGGAUUCGCUGAUUGAGAUUGUGCGCGUGUUUCCCGAUACAGUGGCGACGAAGCUGAAGACGCUCAAGUAA
This is a messenger RNA of Parascedosporium putredinis, 726 nucleotides long. The record is from the annotation of a GenBank genome assembly. Lineage: Eukaryota; Fungi; Ascomycota; Sordariomycetes; Microascales; Microascaceae.